AUGUCAUAAUGUUCCGUGAUCAAAUUCACUUAUCAUCUUAUCUUGUCAUAAUCUUUUUUCGGUGAUCAUUCGCAAUGCAAUGAAUUUUGCCGGUUUCUGUUCCUAAUAUUUGUUUGAAAAUUAAUGAAGCAAUAGAAGUAGUACUCAACUGGAAAAUGUCUAGAGAUAUUACUGUUCUCGUACCUAAUGGAAGAAGAAUGAAAGUUCAUUGUACUGCCGAUACGAGCAUAUUACAGCUUCUAGAAGAUGUAUGUGCUAAACAUGGUUACCAAGCGACUGAUUAUGAUUUAAAACAUCAUAACCACAUAUUGGACUUGACAACAACUGUGAGAUUUUGCAACUUACCUAACAAAGCGGUCCUUGAAAUGGUUGAAGCUGAGAGGAAAAGAAUUGAAUCAAAUGUUACUAUUGGAUUGAUGUUGAAUGAUGGUGAACGAAUAAUGGGUGAUUUUGCACCAAAUACAUUGCUUUAUGAUCUUAUCACAAGUUUGGCUCCAAAUGAGUUGCCAUCUCUGGAAAAUCCAACAAUUUCAUAUAUGAGGCAAGAAGUAGUAGGAAUACCUGCUUUGAAGGAAAAGACUCUGAGACAUUUAGGGUUAAUAGCGGGAAGAGCCAUUCUACGGCUGUUAGAUAAAUCUGCUGAUCCUACCCAAGCAAAUGUAUCAUCUGUAUAUCGUCGGGUAACAUCUGAGAAAGCUGAAAACAUAUCAUCCCCACCAGAUCAUGUAUCGUCCAAUAAAGAAACCCCAUGUACUCCAGGUCCUUCAGGCAUGAAAGAUAAAGAUACACAUAAACCCUUUGAUCCACUAAAACUGAUACAAAAGGAAAAGGAGCAAAAACAUCAGGGAAUAGAUUCUGAGCAAAGAGACCACACAACAGAUCCUGCUACAUGUGAUGAAGAAAGUAUUGAAACUGAUGAUGAGAAAACUAAGAAAAGAUUAAUACAUUGUGAUUUACCUACAACAAUGCCUCAUGAACCUCAGAAACAGUUACUGACCCAAGAGAACCUUGAAAGACGCCUUAGGAUUGAAGAGGAAGUUACUUUUGUGGGAUCCCAAAAAGCAAUCGCAUUUGUACAGCCCGAUGUGGCUGAAGAUGAACUGUCCGACCUCCCUGAUGACUUUUAUGAGCUAUCUCUGGAGGAAGUGAGGAAGAUGUAUCACGAGCUACAGAAGCGGCGCAUGGAGCUAGAGAACACACCGAUGCUCACUUCUGCUAAGAGAGAGGAACUUGAGCAACAGGCUUCAGUGCAGAAGUUAAACACCUAUAAAAAUGUAGUUGUUCGGAUACAGUUUCCUGACAAUAUGAUACUUCAAGGAGUGUUCACUCCAGACAACACAAUAGAAGAUGUACAGAAGUUUGUAAAAGAACAUCUGCAUAGCCAAGAUAAACCUUUUCAUAUAUUUACAACUCCUCUGAAAGAAAGCUUGGACCCUAAAAUGACAUUACUGGAAGCAAAGUUUGUGCCCUGUGUUCACAUGCACUUCAAAUGGCUGGAGGAGAGCGCACAUGCUACAUACCUCAAAGAUGAAAUUUACGCAAAGAAAACCUCAAGUGACGCAGCCAGCAUUCUAGCCUCUAAGUACCGUGCACCAAAUAGGAGAAAACUGGAGGAUGUGCAAGACAACUCCCAGAAAACAAACCCUACUUCAUCAACGUCCAAGCAAAGCAAAGUUCCUAAGUGGUUCAAGAAAUAAUAAAAAGCUUGUAUUGCGCUAAAAAAAAAUAUUCAUCAUUGUUUGUGUCCACACCAAAGCGAACAUACUCGGUUGGUGUGGAUACAUAGUAAGCCCCAACGCCCACCUACAGAGUCUAGUGGAGCCGAGAUUAAUAACAUCUUUUUAUAAAUAGCAGUCAAAAUUUGUAAAAUAAAAGCAAAACACGAAAGAUACUUGAAAGAGCAUGUGGGUCACCGCUACUAUGCUCAAGUAAAUAAAUUUUAAUAUUUUUAAAUUUUCAUGGCGACCGUUUUUAAAUUAUUCUUUGUUGUUAUAGCAGCAAUAGAUAUACACAUUCUGAGAAAAUUUCAACUCUCUACCUAUUACAGUUCACGAGACACAGCCCGCUGACAGACGCACAAACUGUGGAGGCUUAGUAAAGUUAAUAUAUUCCCUAUUGUAAACCGAGACAGAAAUGUAUAAAUAAUAAAAUAGAUUUUUGUACAAUAGGGUACAAAUAUUGGGUACGGAACCCUAAAAAAAGCUGUAUCUCGCCGUUCCACUGCACUACUUAAGGUGGACGUUGCACCUAAGGGUUGUUUUUGGUCACCCAAUGACUUGUGUCGUUACAUAAUUAACUUAGUAAGAAUUAUGUUACAUUUUGUAUGUUAAAUGAUUAUAUUUUUAGGAAUAGGGUUGUUUUAAUAAAAUAUAUAAACAUAUUAAAACA
This is a messenger RNA of Maniola jurtina (meadow brown), 2388 nucleotides long. RefSeq names its product tether containing UBX domain for GLUT4. The transcript has 9 exons. Gene Ontology annotation, molecular function: protein binding. The record is from RefSeq and is a predicted model, not a curated record. The coding region runs from base 156 to 1697 and encodes 513 amino acids. NCBI's taxonomy places the organism in Eukaryota, Metazoa, Arthropoda, Insecta, Lepidoptera, Nymphalidae.